AUGUCCCGUCUGACUCAGUACUUGCACCGGUCUAGCAAGCUGCUGAGAGACAAUGCCUCACGUGUGAUGCGUAUGCAAGGAGCUGACGAGCCUUUGCGUACGCCAAAGACGUUGUUCACGUUUAAUUCCCAUGAAGAUAUUCAUCAAUUUGCUACUGGUUGCGACGCAGAUAUUGGUGGGACUUCUACUGUCCAUUUUCAGCUAGACCAGUCUAGUGUGGCUCCCACAUUGAACGAACAGAAAUCAGCGGAGGCGAGGCGACCAACUGCGAAAUUCUGGGGUCAAAUGAGCCUUGGCCCUCGCACGACUUUGUUCGGCGAGAUGACAGAUGAUGUCUCGGCCCAUCAAUUUCUUGCUCUCCGCCUGCGUGUAGCUGGACAUCCGCGGACCAGAAAUUCGUAUUAUGUGAACUUGCAAACAGACGGACCCAUUACGACUGAUCUAUGGCAACAUCGACUCUACUUCCGCCGCGACGAUGGUGCUUGGGAAGACAUCUACAUUCCAUUCAAUGAUUUCGUGCUUACCAACGUAGGCGAAGUAUCACCGCAACAGAUCACCAUGUUCCGCGAGCGUAUCCGUACGGUCGGUAUCUCACUGCUUGGAGGCAAUAGUGGCGCGGAAGGGCCCUAUGAACUAGGAGUGGACUAUAUUCGCGCUGUCAAUGUCGAGGAUCUGCCGUCCGAUGCAGCUGCAUUGAACGGAUUGAAUGACUUGGCAGCUGCAAUGCCGAUUUCUGCUGAUCAUGCUAACGAUGAGGCUUGUAGCUUAGAUGAUCGACAGGAUAACUACCGAAAACGAAGGCGAGACGAGUCGGAAAAUGCAACGCAGAAUCGGGCUCCCAAAAUGCAACGAGUCGAUUCAGAUGAUUUGAACAGCCUGGACGAUAUUCAAGACGUGCAGUCCGGCCCCUAUAUCGUGGCUCCUCAGUCGCAUGCAUUUCUGUGUGAAAUCAGGGACCUUUCAUAUGGAGUGCAAUGGGAGAUUUUACGGUCUCUGGACACAGGUGUCUCAACAGAAGUAUUUGAUCCAUCUGUUAUCGACAGGCUUCGCAAGCUCCGCACAAAUGUAAAGGCGGUCCCGGAGGUGAUGAAGGUGGUAACUGGAGACACAACACCACCAACUGAUGAAGACACGCAAUUUGAGGCCGCAUUUCUGAAAGAGCGGAAUGCUAGGCUUCCAUGGAGUGAACUUGACAAAGAAGAAAGUAUUCUCAACAUAGACCCGUAUGGUGGCUUGGGCUGCAACGAAUCGCAGCCUUAUCUGAAGGAUAGCCCCCACUGGUUUGGUGGUAAAGUCAGCUUUACGGCAACUCUGGAGCUAGGCACACAGCGCAGUGACGAUGGUCCGCCGUUCCAUUUGGCUCUGAACCGCCCUGUGUUAGGCCCGUCGGACAGGUUCAGUCGUCGUUUCGGCUCUUGGCGCUUUAUGAAGGUUUCAGUAUCCCGCGAUAUAUACGCCGCCUUGCAGAAGAUGCGUUACUCUCAGGAUGAUCUGAUAACCUUCUUCACUCGACCCAUUGUUAUCUGCACCCGUAUUUUCCGAGCAUUUUUCGCCAAGGAAGGGAAUGUGAUCUUCUACCAGACUAAUGAGCGUUGGAAUGGUUCAAACAUCUGUCAGGGGCCGUCUACUCUCCAUGAGAUGUCACUCCUGGCUUUUCUCAAAUGGCACAAUGACCCCAUCCAAAACUACAAGCAGACUAUGGUAAAGUGGGCUGCGCGAUUUGCACUCGGGACAUCUAAUUCGGUGCCUGUUGCGCGGCUUCAGGCCUGUCAAAUACAAUACGUGGAGGACAUAGUGUGCCCUGGAUUUGAGGGGACUGGCAAAGUUCCUAGUGAAAUGUGUAUGACGGACGGGUGUGGGCUUGUUUCCGCCAGUAUACUUCGACAAGUCUCUGAUCGGUUAGGUUGGCCUUCUCAGACGGUAGCUAUGCAGAUGCGGCUUGGUCCGGCCAAGGGGAUGCUUCUAUUAGACGCAGAGGAAGAUAUCAGCAGAGAAGCCCCUUGUGUCAAACUUCGACCUUCGCAGAUCAAAAUUGUAUCCACGCAAGACGACCCCGCAUGGCGGACGAUCGACGUCCUCCGGCCCUCUCGGAUGACAUCCCCCGCUCGACUCUGCGCGGAGACCAUCAUCAAUCUCGCGGAGAAUGGCGUUCCCUGUGAUACUUUUCUUCGGCUUCUCAACGCUGCAUUGGAUGACAAGGUCGCCAAGUUGACGACAUGGACCUAUCCUGCGGAUGUGCAUCAGUUGUAUAAGCACGUCGCUGAUGCCGGUAGUGUCUUGUCCGGCAGGUGCGCUCGCGAAGCUUCUGGAAGUACUCGUGCAAGGGGAUAUUGUGCCGAUGAUUUUUUGAAGAAUUAUGUUCAGGGAAUCGACGGCGAGGACAAUCAAAUGAAUGAGAGUCAAUCGACUGCAUGGUGGCAGGACCCAAUUAGCGGAUGCCCGUCGUCGCUCGAAGAGUGUGUGAUGGUACUUCUGGCGGCAGGAUUUAUGCCUGAUAAGCUAUGCGUCCUUGAGGCUAAGCUGAAUGGGACGGUCAAGAAGGCUAUUCAGUCAAACGCAAAUAGCUUCCAUAUUGAGGUUCCCAUGUCAGCGAAGGCGUUUGUUGUUCCCGGCGAAAGCUCUUCUCGCAAUCUACUUGCAUUAGAUGGCCAGUGGAUGGAUCAGAUAUUGGGUGAAGUUAUCGUCACUCGCCAUCCAUGCAAAACGCCCACAGAUAUGCAGAAGCUCGUAUCUGUAUUCAACAACCGACUCAUUCGGUUUGUUGAUGUCAUUGUGGUCUCUGUCAAAGGACAUCUCUUCAACAAUGAAUUCUUGCCUCGGCAUCUUGCAAGCAUGACCGGUGGAGGCGACUAUGAUGGAGACACAGUGGAGGUAUAUUGGGAUCCCCGGCUCAUUGAAAAUUUUAGAAAUGCCAACCCCAACUUUGCUAAAGAGCCACCCGAGGUACAGGCCUCUCUCGUCAAGAAUUCCGAGACUGUAGCGGAAUUCCUCGAGCGUACUGCGUCUCUGCGAAACGGGGAAUUACUUCACGAGUACCAGAAAUUCCUUCUUGGUAGUCUUCUCAAUACUUCGCGGGUUGGCACCUACUCGACGUGGUGGGAGGCCUCAAUCUACAAAAACGGAUAUUCCCACAAGACAACCAUUUUUCUCGCCUACAUGUUCUCUGCUAUUCUCGAUGGUCCCAAGACCGGUGUAUCUGUUCCCCAAUCCGUAUACAACCUCCAUUCUGCAUUAUACAAUAUUGGUCCGUCUCCAUGGAAGAAGUCAGGGCUUUCUAACCUGAAGACGCUAAAGCGAAAUCCUGAUCUUCCGGAUUUUGUACUCGAUGGGUUUCAAGAACGUAUUUUGCAGGAGAUUGGUAUCCGGAAGGAUCGUAUCGACAAAUUGUUGCCUCCUCACAGAAGAGUCCUACAUCCCGACCAAGAUCUCAUUGCACCAUGGCAGGACUGGGUUGAGCGAGCCAAGCGAGCCAAACAGGACGGCAAUUCUCGUGUUGGCGAAGAACUACUAGCUAUCCAGGCUUUUGUUGAACUCAGGUUUGCAGAAGCUACCACAGAUACGGCAUUCGCCACGACAAAGGCUAUUAGACGAACGAACUCCGGUCGAUAUCUUUCUAAGGGCAAAGCGCCAAUGUCAGACCUUCCGAUUGAGCACCGGCAGGAUAUGUUCCGCAAGUUAUCGCGAAAGUUCAACAGCGGUCCAAAAACUGUGGGCGGCAAAGCCCUCCUCUAUUUCGACGAACCCACUCUCCGACGUGUGCGUGCAUCGUACGCCUAUUAUUACGACCACAAGAAAUCUUAUAACGGGUGGUCACGCUUUCCUUGGAACGUCGCAUUGGCCGCCCUAUGCGAGAUAAAAGUUGCCGCACUUGGCCCUGGUAGGGCAUGCACAGAGGAGUCCUUUGCACGGUUCACGAUCGCCAAACCCUUUCUACAGCGCUAA
This is a messenger RNA of Fibroporia radiculosa, 3942 nucleotides long. RefSeq lists its product as uncharacterized. Gene Ontology annotation, biological process: siRNA processing. Gene Ontology annotation, cellular component: nuclear RNA-directed RNA polymerase complex. NCBI's taxonomy places the organism in Eukaryota, Fungi, Basidiomycota, Agaricomycetes, Polyporales, Fibroporiaceae. The record is from RefSeq and is a predicted model, not a curated record. The transcript is spliced from 15 exons. Bases 1 to 3942 code for a protein of 1313 amino acids. Gene Ontology annotation, molecular function: RNA-directed RNA polymerase activity.